Periconia digitata is the source of this 4785-nucleotide messenger RNA. The record is from the annotation of a GenBank genome assembly. Lineage: Eukaryota; Fungi; Ascomycota; Dothideomycetes; Pleosporales; Periconiaceae.
UCCAACGAAGUGACUGCAGAGGCUGUCUGUUGGAACCAGGAUGUUUUUUUAUUGCAGCAGAGCGUCGCAUUAUGGGAGAGCACAUGGGCAUCGUUCACUGCAGGCCACUACACCAGUGUCCGCCAAAAGGUGAGAACACGACGCUCGUUUGAUGUCUUUCACCUAGGGGUCCAAAACGUUGGCUGCAUAACACCUCGUCGGCGAAUGCGGUCUGAUAUCGGAUCUACUUUGACCCGAUCCCCGUGUGUGUAGGUGUUUGCGGUCGUGCCUUCCUCUUAUAAGAGCACGACCUCACCCUCUCUCACCCACCUCACCCCACCUCGCCACGACGACCACCUUCCCACCUCUCCACCUCAACCUGUGAUCCGUUCGCAGCACUCCUUCUCAUGAAGAAACUUAUCAUGAGGUUACUUCUCUUCUCGGCCCUUGCGGCUCUUGUGACUGCCAAUUCCGGUGCCGACUUGGCUCCGCGCGCAAACGAUCGCGGACCUCCGCUUCCGUACGUCGACAGCAGCGGCGGCAAUCAGCUCGAGCAGCCUACCUCCGACGUAAAUGCCGGUGCCAAUAAGCCAUCAUGUGGAGUCAUGAGCGGCACCGUCAACGCGCGCACCAUUGGCUACUACCAAGCUCGGAACGUCCGCACGCGUCCUUGCGACCAGGUCUGGCCGAACCAGCUCAAUACCAAAGGUCUCACCCAUCUGAACCUUGUGUUUGCUACCAUUGAUCCCAAGACUUUCAAGAUUGGUCUCGACAACAAGGGUGAUGAUGAAAUUUAUCGGCAAUUCUUGAACCUUAAGAAGGACGGUCUGCAGUCUUGGUUUGGUGUCGGUGGAUGGCAUUCCAGCGGCAAUGAUAAGACUAGGCAUACCUGGACCGAGCUGGCUGCGUCCCCCGAAAAUAGGAAAGCCUUUGUCGAUUCCGCUGUUGACUUCCUGGAGCAUUAUGGCUUUCAAGGACUCGAUAUCGAUUGGGAGUGGCCUACUUCAGGCAACCAUGGUGGAUGUCCGGAGGAAAAAAAGAAUCAUGUUGCUCUCAUGAAAGAUCUCCGUAAAGCCUUCGGCACCAAGUACGGCCUGAGUUGUGUCCUGCCAUUAGAUGGCCACUAUCUCAAAGGGAUCGAUAUCGCACGCCUUGCGCAGCACGUGGAUUGGAUCAACAUCCUCACCUACGAUAUCCACGGAGCUUCGAAGGUUGAUGGUCCUGAAAAUGCACAUGUGCGAUCCCCUACUGAUGCUAAGGAAAUCGACGAAUUGCUCAGUGUAUACUGGGAUUCGGGUGUCGAUACAAAUAAGAUGAACUUCGGUGUCGCUUUGUACGCUCGUGGAUUCACACUCUCCGAUCGCAACUGUCAUGAUGUUGGGUGCAAAUUCUCUGCCGCCUCCCACGAAGGCGCUUGCACCAAGCAGGCAGGGAUGCUUAGCAACACAGAGCUCAAGCGACUCAUCAAGGAGAAGAACUUGCACCCUCAAAUGUUAGGCAAUGGCGCCGAUGCAAUGUCGGUGGUCUACGAAGAUCAGUGGUUCGGAUAUGACUCCCCGGAGACCAUCGAAAAGAAGAAGAUGCUUGCGAGCAAUCGUUGCAUGGGCGGAUCCGCUGUCUGGGCGCUUGACUUUGACUCCAGUGACGAGGGCGAACAGCUGCCAUGGCCUUCUCCUAGCUCUUCAAGUCAUUCAAAACUUUGCUCCACGGGUGGUGCAGGUCAGUCUUCUGCUUCUGAAAGGUCGUCUCAUUCUUGGGAGAGCAAUGUACCUACCCCGCCUUAUUCUCUCGUUCCGUCAUCAAUGUAUUCUUCGAUCUCGAGCAUUAAAGCUUCGUCGGGAUCAACUACAGAGGCAUCGACAAAGUCUGGAAGUUCAGCUCCAGCAACAAAGAGUAAACAAUCAAGCGCCGGGUCAUCAGCUCCCCAAAGCCAGAGUCAAACCCACAGCUCGUCUGCUCACUCUCAGUCUCAAGGCUCGUCAUCUGGAUCUUCCAAUCGUCAGCAACGUCGAACUGAAUCUUCUUCAGCCCCAUCACAGUCUCAGCCUUUUGAUCAACGUUCAACUGGAUCUUGGUUAUCGUGGAAAAUCUCCAGCAGUUCGUCUCCAGCCCCAUCGCAGUCGAAGCCUGAUGAUCAACGUUCAACUGAAUCCUGGAUAUCUUGGAAAACUUCCAGCAGUUCUUCGUCAGCCCCACCACCGUCACCGUCGAAUACUGGUGAUCAGCGCUCAACUGGAUCCUGGAUAUCAUGGAAAACGUCCAGCAGUUCUUCGUCAGCCCCACCACCGUCACCGUCGAAUUCUGGUGAUCAGCGUUCGACUGGAUCCUGGAUAUCAUGGAAAACUUCCAGCAGUUCUUCAGCCCCACCACCGUCCAAUUCUGGUGAUCAGCGUUCAACUGGAUCUUGGAUAUCUUGGAAAACUCCCAGCACUUCUUCAACAACAUCACCGCCGAAUACUGGUGAUCAGCGUUCGACUGGAUCCUGGAUAUCAUGGAAAACUUCCAGCAGUUCUUCAGCCCCACCACCGUCGAAUUCUGGUGAUCAACGUUCAACUGGAUCUUGGAUAUCAUGGAAAACAUCGAGUGGGCCUACAUCGACUUCAUCUUCAGAGAACCAACAGACAACUGGAGGAUCUGAGUCUCUGACUGCCAAUUUUCCAAUCCCAACUUUAUCUUGGAUGGGUCAGAAAAGUGAAUCUAGCUGGAGUCUGACCCCAGUUCAACCUCCGAGCAUGUCUAGUUGGAGCGGGUUCCCCAGCGUAACUGCUCCGAACCUCGGACCACAGCCCACGGCCCCACAGUAUGGAGGUGGAAACUACCAAGAACUCGGCUGGCGAAACAUCCCCCAAUGUGUGGACGGCAAGAAAAACGGGCGAUAUCUCACGAAGGAAUGCUGCGACGGCUGCUGGCACGACGAAAUUGCUGAAGACGGCAAAACUCGGCUGUUGAGGUGCACGAAAAAACAGCUGUUCGGGUGUGGUUGCGGACCAUUUGGCAUGUCAAUCCCUCCAUGCACAUGGCCCGAGAUUGAUUGGCCAAAAUUCGACAUCAAGAUUCACAUGCCAGAGAUUGCACCCAUUCUACCAUGUGGAAUUUUCGGCUGCGAUCCCAGUGAUCUGUUCGGCUGUGAUGGUUGCGGUCCAGGACCACUUGGUUUUGGCGGUUUCUGUUGGGGCCCUGGAUGCGACAAGCCAUGCCCUAAGAACUUGUGCCCAGAUGGUAAAGGUUGGAAAGUAGGGAAGCCGCCAAAGCCUAAGCCUGGAGAUCCUGAUCCAGAUACCAACAAUUGCGACAAGAAAGACGUGAAAACCAUCACCACAGCCGACGUUUCGUGUACUGAGUUCGUCACCGCGUCGAGUACCUCUGUCAUCUCCAUGACUUCGUCGACAUGCAUCACGCUGUUUUCAGCAGAACUCACAGGGUGCAACAUGCGCGGUGGGGGAACAUCGACCCAAACUGGAACAAAGACGAAGUCUGGCUCUUCGAUUGCCAUACCGACCCUCUCAUGGAAGAACGGCGAUGCCAUCGCUAUUCCUACUCUCUCUUGGAAGCCAAAGGUGGCGGCAUGUACCAGGGCACCCCUCAAUCUUGAUGAAGAAGAGGGAGACAAUGAGCUCAAGCGGAAUAUCACGAUCCCGACCUUAUCCUGGAUGCCCAAUAAUAAGAUCGCGAUACCAACUCUGUCGUGGAUGCCAUCUCAUGGAAGCUGUACGCGAUCGCCUUGCAAUCCCGACGAGAAUGAGGGUGAUAAUGAAGGUAUUACCAUUCCGACACUCUCAUGGCAGGCCGAAAAAGUGCCAGUGCCGACUCUCUCUUGGAAGCCCCAGCCGACCAAGUCCUCGUCAAGCCAAGCACCGCCCUCGUCAAGCCAAAAACCGCAAGGAACGCAGCAUCCUAUACCACGUGGUGGCAUGUGGACUGUCGAAUUAAAACAUGCUUUAGAUACAAAUAAGCAGCAGGGUGUAGUCCAAUGGGUCAUGAAAGAUUCCAACGGCUUCGAGGCGGGCAAGGGAUGGAACGGCGACGAACUCGUCUCUACCAGCGCCCCGUUACCCUUCGCGCCCGGGAUCUUUUGCAAGAAACUUGGAGACAAGGAGCUUGGAGAAAUCGAAUUUUUCUUACAUGCCCAGCUUCCGGGGGGUUGCGAGGUGUCUUGGACAACGGGCAACUUGAAAGACCCGUGGCAGAAGAAGCAAAUGUGUCCGUUCCAAGGCUAUGGAGAUGAUGCAAUUGGGUGCGACGACAUUUCCAAGGUCAAGUGGGAGCAGACCAUCCACGACGAACCGAAUUAUUGGGAACGCAACUUCAAAUGUUGGUUCCGCUAUAUGGGCCGUGGUAUCCGGGAGAAUCCCUGGACUUAUGACGCUUGAGAGUGCGGCGCACAAACAAAUGUAUAUCGGUCACCACAGCUGACCUAGAGUGAUGGAACAAAUGGUCGUAACGAGGUAUGGUAGGGCAAAGUCACCCAUCUUGAGCGGAGAUAUCCAAGGAUAUGUAGCGUACCCAAUGACCAAUGUAAUGAUGAACAUGGACCACAUCUUGCCUCAUUCCUUCUGCGUAAAAAUAUACCUCAAAACUAUCUUUACCAUUCUCUUUACAAAGACGACGUUAAGGCAGAUACAGGCCGCGUAUACGCGCUUUUUAAUUAUCGCGAUCGAUGAUGGCAUCAGCAUUCGACCAUCCAUCCGAAACCCAACCCAACAUAACCCUUCGCAGAUAACAAGCGUGCUCACACAUGUCAUGACCACGUGCACCCAAGAGAAAUCCUCCAAGGAAACAUUCUCAUCCGAAACAAAACCACUACCC